AUGUUCACACUCGGCACGCUCAGCGGCAGUGCGAUUCGCAUCAUCCAAGCGGAAAACGAAGCCGACUGCGAAGCGCUGGCAGCCGAAGUGCAGCGCCUAUGGCAGACACUCCCGCGUCCCAUCUACGCCUACAACCGCAAGUUCGUGAGCGGAUGGCUUAGCGACGCCCUCGGCGCCGAAGCCAACAUAGACCAUGACAGUAUGGACGCAUGGAAGGCUGUCGCGGAUCAGCAGGCACUCAAAUGGCCCCGCCUGCGCGAACUAAUUCGACCGCCUGUCUUCUACUACCGUUGGGGCAUAGCCGACUACGACCGCGAGCGCGACCUCGGCACUAUGCGCCGGGCCAUGCGCCGCGCAAAAUCAGCCAACGAGGUCAUUUCACGCGAAGCCCUCGGCGGCGCUCCCCACAUCUGGUGGCAGCAGCACAUCCAAAUGCUCGACGACCCUGAAAUCAGCCGUCAGAUCACCAACCCGCCGACUGACCCCGCCGAACAAUCGGUCAAUCUCUACCGUCUCCCCAACGGCAACUGGACAACCAACCGACUUGCCGCCAUCAUCUGCCACAACAUGAUGGACCUCCAAUCUCAGGCAUCCCUGCUUCUAUGGCAGUGGAACCUCACAUCCCCCUGGCUAUAA
Geodia barretti is the source of this 636-nucleotide messenger RNA. The record is from the annotation of a GenBank genome assembly. Lineage: Eukaryota; Metazoa; Porifera; Demospongiae; Tetractinellida; Geodiidae.